AUGAGUUCUCCCUCCCAGCUUGCCAUACUCAGGUGUUGUUUAGCACUAUCAGAUAGCGAACCAAAAUGUACCGCGCCGCUUCGUGGUGUUUCUGUUGCAGUGAAAGAUAAUAUAUGCACGAAGCAAUUCAAGACGACUUGCUCAUCUGCUAUGCUUCAAGAUUUCAGACCUCCGUAUGACGCGACCGUGGUUGGACUAUUGCAUGGAGCGGGUGCUCGUAUUGUCGGUAAGACAAACUGCGAUGAGUUUGGUAUGGGUUCAUUUAACGUCCAUUCUAUUCAUGGACCGGUAGUAAAUCCAUAUCACUCUGCCGAGCUUCGUGGACAGGAGCGCCGAUCCGCUGGUGGAAGCUCUGGAGGAAGUGCUGCAGCCGUUGCCUCAGGAACAUGUCAUAUAGCUAUUGGUACAGAUACGGGUGGAUCAGUACGUCUCCCUGCUGCGUAUUGUGGAGUAUCGGGCUUCAAACCCUCUUAUGGUCUUAUUAGCAGAUGGGGUGUUGUGUCAUAUGCAGAUAGUCUAGAUUGUGUCGGGAUCCUAUCAAAGGACGUGGAAGAUGUUCAGCUUGCAUUCGAUGUGCUCUCAAAAUUCGAUCCAAAGGACCCCACUUCCGCUAGUGAAGAAGUUCGGAGGAAAGAAUCCCAGCUUUCGGAAGAGCGAAUAUCAGCGAAGGAUGAUCUGGGCGAUCUGGUUAUUGGCAUACCUCAGGAAUACUUUCCUGAAGAGCUUGACGAGUCAGCAAUAACGCCAUUACGGCAUGUGAUAGCACGCCUGAAGUCCGCUAUCGGUGCGAAAGUUGUCCCAGUAUCACUUCCUUCAACGCCAUUCGCACUAAGUGCGUACUACGUGAUCGCGAGCGCCGAGGCGAGUAGCAAUCUAGCAAGGUAUUCUGGUAUCCAUUAUGGACUACGUAUUGCACCACCACCAGAAGCAGAUAAGAGAAGAAUCUCAGAUGUAUAUUCUUACAGUCGCUCAGAAGGCUUUGGCCAUGAAGUGCAAAAGCGCAUACUCCUUGGGACGUAUGCUCUUACCGCAGAUGCAUUCGACAAUUACUUUCUGCAAGCACAAGCUGUCCGAAACCUGGUCAAAGCUGACUUCGACCGCGUCUUCCGCUCCCCAAAUCCACUUGCCCCGAUUCGCCACAGUCGUGGCGAUCUGGGUAGAGCGAACUCUCCGAGAGUGGACGUAUUGUUACAUCCCUCCGCUGUGAGGACUGCACCAACGCUCGCAGAAACCAAAGAGAUGGACAGGCUUGAAGCGUACGUCCAGGACGUGCUUACUGUUCCGGCCUCACUUGCCGGAUUGCCUGCAUUAUCUGUUCCCGCUGGAGUAGCGGAAGACGGUUGGCCGGUAGGCGUGAGCAUAGUGGGACAAUGGGGCCACGACAACUUGGUACUGAAAAUUGGCGAUGCGAUACAACACAUCAUGAAAGCCUAA
Molecule: messenger RNA, 1434 nt
Organism: Fomitiporia mediterranea MF3/22
Lineage: Eukaryota; Fungi; Basidiomycota; Agaricomycetes; Hymenochaetales; Hymenochaetaceae
Product: amidase signature enzyme
Exons: 8
Coding region: 1-1434 (477 amino acids)
Biological process (GO): mitochondrial translation; glutaminyl-tRNAGln biosynthesis via transamidation
Cellular component (GO): glutamyl-tRNA(Gln) amidotransferase complex; mitochondrion
Molecular function (GO): glutaminyl-tRNA synthase (glutamine-hydrolyzing) activity
Source: RefSeq, a predicted model, not a curated record